Dromiciops gliroides (monito del monte) is the source of this 1208-nucleotide messenger RNA. It is a transcript of the gene SP6, whose product is annotated as Sp6 transcription factor. The record is from RefSeq and is a predicted model, not a curated record. The coding region runs from base 1 to 1143 and encodes 380 amino acids. Gene Ontology annotation, biological process: regulation of transcription by RNA polymerase II. Lineage: Eukaryota; Metazoa; Chordata; Mammalia; Microbiotheria; Microbiotheriidae. Gene Ontology annotation, molecular function: DNA-binding transcription factor activity, RNA polymerase II-specific; RNA polymerase II cis-regulatory region sequence-specific DNA binding. The transcript has a single exon.
AUGCUAACCGCUGUGUGCGGCUCUCUGGGCAGCCAGCACACGGAAGCGCCCCGUGCCUCGCCACCGCGCCUUGAUCUGCAGCCACUUCAGACCUACCAGGGCCAUACAAGCCCUGAGGCAGGGGACUACCCCUCCCCUCUCCAGGCCGGGGAGCUGCAGAACCUCCCGCUGGGGCCUGAGGUGGACUUCUCUCAAGGCUAUGAGCUGCCGGGGGGCUCCUCACGGGUGACCUGUGAGGACCUGGAGAGCGACAGUCCUUUGGCCCCAGGCCCUUUCUCCAAGCUCCUGCAGCCAGACAUGUCUCACCACUAUGAGUCGUGGUUCCGGCCAUCCCACCCAGGCACGGAGGACGGUUCGUGGUGGGACAUCCACCCAGGUACCAGCUGGAUGGACCUCCCUCAUGCCCAGGGCACUCUGGCUUCUUCGGGUCACCCGGGAGCCCUGCAAGCCGGUCUGGGGGGUUAUGUCGGGGAUCAUCAGCUUUGCGCGCCACAGCCUCACACUCAUCCGCACCAUCUCCUCCCCGCUGCGGGUGGACAGCACCUGCUAGGGCCGCCAGACGGCGCUAAGCCCCUGGAAGCUGCAGCUCCAGAGCCCCACGGGCUGGAUGCCAGUCUGGAUGGGGCAGCACGACCCAAGGGCUCCCGGCGUUCGGUGCCGCGCAGUUCAGGCCAGGCUGUGUGCCGCUGCCCCAACUGCCUGGAGGCAGAGCGUCUGGGGGCUCCCUGCGGGCCGGACGGGGCCAAGAAGAAACAUCUCCACAACUGUCACAUCCCGGGCUGCGGGAAGGCAUAUGCCAAGACGUCGCACCUCAAAGCGCACCUGCGCUGGCACAGCGGAGAUCGCCCCUUCGUGUGCAACUGGCUCUUUUGCGGCAAACGCUUCACCCGCUCGGACGAGCUCCAGCGCCAUCUCCAGACCCACACGGGCACCAAGAAAUUCCCUUGCGCUGUCUGCAGCCGCGUCUUCAUGCGCAGCGACCACCUAGCCAAGCACAUGAAAACCCACGAAGGCUCCAAAGAGGAGGCGGCCGGGACCGGAGCACAGUGCGAAGGGAAAUCGGGAGCCGCUGCCGACCCCCCGGGGGGUAAAGGCAAGCGGGAAGCGGAGGGCGGCGGGGGCGGCGCCGCACCGUCCAACUGAGCCGUCCUCGUUGGACGCCUCCACCAGCUCCAAUGUGCACCGCCCUCCCCCACUCUGGGGUCUCC